AUGGACGUUUCCCAGGUAAACUCGCGAGCUCUCCAUGACGAUGGAGAGACGUACGUCGCGGGGACUGGCGACCAGGACGCCAUCACCGACAGGAACAAGGCUGAGGAUCGGGGCAACAACCACAACCUGGAGCGGAAGAACACGCACGUCUCCAACACAUCCUACGAAGAGACCUUUCCCGAAGGCGGCAUGCGGGCAUGGCUCGUGGUCCUGGGCGCAUGGUUCGCCCUGAUGUCGGCCAUGGGUUUGAUGAAUACCAUUGCCGUUUUCCAGGCUUACACGCUUAGCCACCAGUUGCAAGGCCACAGCGAGGGCACUGUCGGUUGGAUCUUUUCCCUCUAUACGUUUCUUGCCUUUUUCUGCGGCGUCUACAUUGGCCCAGUGUUUGACAAGCAUGGCCCGCGAUGGUUGGUUAUCGCUGGCUGCAUCACAACUGUGACCGGAGUUGUAUGCAUGAGUUUCUGCAAAGGCAAGUUGGAGCAGCAGCUCUGGCAAUUCAUUCUGUCUUUCGGAGUCCUCUGCGGAGUGGGAACAUCGUUGUUGUUUACGCCAUGCAUCGCCGCCGUCGGGCAUUGGUUUCGGAAACGAAGGGGCCUCGUUACGGGCAUGGCAUCGACGGCUGGGGGCAUCGGCGGCAUCAUUUUCCCCCUCAUGCUCACGUCGCUCUUUGACCAGGUUGGCUACGGUUGGGCCACACGCGUCCUGGCCCUCGUUUGUCUCGUCGGGGGCCUUGUCGGGAUCUUGCUCGUCCGGUCUCGUCUCCCGCCUGCGCCCGACGCCACGGCGCACCCAGACUUUCGCAUCUUCAAGCAGGUCCCCUACAGCCUCACCGCCGUGGGCAUCUUCUUGAUCGAAUUCUCCCUCUUCAUCCCCCUCGCGUACAUCUCGACAUAUGCGCAACACCAGGGCUUCAGCGAACAGUUCGCCUACCACUUGUUGCCCAUCAUGAACGCCGGGUCCGUCGUCGGGCGAGGUCUGCCAGGAUACUACGCAGACGUUGUGGGACCAUUCAAUGUAUGUCUGUUCUCCGUCAUCCUCUCACUGGUAGCAUGCCUGUGUGUGUGGUUGCCCCUGGGACAUACCACAGCCGGCAUCAUCGUCUUUUCGAUCCUCUUUGGUUUCGGCAGCGGGACAAGCAUUUCCAUGGCUCCGGUGUGCAUCGGAAGGAUGUGCAAGACUCAGCAGUACGGCCGAUACUAUGCGACCACGUAUACCGUCGUGUCGUUUGCGUGCCUGAUUGGCAUCCCCAUCGGCGGUGGUAUCGUAGGUGCCAGCGGCGGUGAUUACCAGAACCUGAUCAUCUUCACUGCGGCCAUCUACGUCGGCUCGGCGGCGUGUCUGAUGGCCGCCAAGGUGACUCACCUGGGUGCGAAGAACUGGCUGUCUGCCUACUAA
This is a messenger RNA of Metarhizium album ARSEF 1941, 1395 nucleotides long. Its product is annotated as Major facilitator superfamily domain, general substrate transporter. Gene Ontology annotation, cellular component: fungal-type vacuole membrane. Gene Ontology annotation, molecular function: transmembrane transporter activity. The transcript has 2 exons. Bases 1 to 1395 code for a protein of 464 amino acids. Lineage: Eukaryota; Fungi; Ascomycota; Sordariomycetes; Hypocreales; Clavicipitaceae. The record is from RefSeq and is a predicted model, not a curated record. Gene Ontology annotation, biological process: transmembrane transport.